Anisakis simplex (herring worm) is the source of this 324-nucleotide messenger RNA. Lineage: Eukaryota; Metazoa; Nematoda; Chromadorea; Rhabditida; Anisakidae. The record is from the annotation of a GenBank genome assembly.
AUGCAACGUCGCGGUCGUCAUCGUAAAUCGGAUGCAGCGAUAGAUGCAGCCAUCUUUUCGAUGCUCCUCUCCGGAAGGCAUCUGACGGCAAUGACCGUCCAUCGUGAACUCCUCAAGAAUCCACGCUACAAUCUCAGUGAACGAACGGUACGACGCAGGAUGAACGAGUUCUUGGAAUUUCAGCGUUCACGAAACACUUUAUCAUCUUCGUUCAAUGCCGAUCAUUCGUUGUUGACUGACAAUGAUAGUAUGCAUUUUAAGGUUAUUUUACGAGUCAUUUAUCAAACUUUACUGCAUGCACCUAUUUCAUAUCAUUUUUUUUAA